AUGAUCGUGCACCAGCGGCACUGGCCGCGCAGCACUGCGCCGUGCGCCCGCCGCGUGCCUCUGAGCCGGCGGCUGGCACAGGCGCUGGGGAAAGAGACGCGCUUGCCUGGCCCUGGCACUGCUCCGUGCGUCGGCAAGUCCUGUCAACGUUACCUGGACAACACCUCUUACCUCGACCCCCUGCCCUCUCCAUCCAUCAUGUCACUACCCGUGUUUGUCCUCACUCAUCUGGAUUCCAGAAACAGCCCCUUAAAGCGCAUCCGGCAGUACAAGAUUGACACCAACCCCACACGGCACGUGUACACGGGGGGCAAGGGCUACGUCAAGGUCUGGGACAUCAGCCACCCCGGCAACAAGAGCCCUGUCCCUCAGCUCGACUGUCUGAACAGGGAUAACUACAUCCGUUCCUGCAAAUUGCUCCCUGAUGGCUGCACUCUCAUUGUGGGAGGGGAAGCCAGUACUCUGUCCAUUUGGGACCUGGCGGUUCCCACUCCACACACCAAAGCAGAGCUGACGUCCUCAGCCCCCGCCUGCUAUGCCCUGGCCAUCAGCCCCGACUCCAAGGUCUGUUUCUCAUGCUGCAGCGACGGCAACAUCGCCGCGUGGGACCUGCACAACCAGACGCUGGUGAGGCAAUUCCCGGGCCACACGGACAGGGCCAGCUGUAUUGACAUUUCUAACGAUGGCACCAAGCUCUGGACGGGCGGCUUGGACAACACUGUCCGGUCCUGGGACCUGCGCGAGGGGCGGCAGCUGCAACAGCACGACUUCACCUCCCAGAUAUUCUCCCUUGGUUAUUGCCCAACUGGGGAGUGGCUGGCCGUAGGCAUGGAGAGCAGCAACGUGGAGGUCCUCCACGUGAACAAACCCGACAAGUACCAGCUGCAUCUCCACGAGAGCUGUGUGCUGUCCCUAAAAUUUGCUUAUUGUGGUAAAUGGUUUGUGAGUACUGGAAAAGACAACCUCCUCAAUGCCUGGCGGACCCCCUAUGGAGCUAGUAUAUUCCAGUCCAAAGAGUCCUCGUCUGUGCUCAGCUGUGACAUCUCUGUGGAUGACAAGUACAUAGUCACUGGCUCAGGGGACAAGAAGGCUACAGUCUAUGAGGUCAUCUACUGAAAACAUUAUGUGGUUUAAUGUUUAUAGUUGAAUUGGGCCAAAAUGUUUUGAAUGUGUAGAAACAGAAAAGUUGUAACUUUAAAAACAAAAACCUGUUUCUAAAUCUUGACACAAAACUACUUUGCGUCUACAAAGAGGAGGCGACGAGCACAUCAACAGAAGGUCACUUAUCUACCUAGACCAAAUGGAGCACUGAGGCAGAGUGGACAGAGGGGUGAGG
Messenger RNA from Hippopotamus amphibius kiboko, 1336 nucleotides. Its product is annotated as transducin-like enhancer protein 1. The transcript is spliced from 3 exons. The record is from RefSeq and is a predicted model, not a curated record. Gene Ontology annotation, biological process: negative regulation of canonical Wnt signaling pathway; regulation of DNA-templated transcription. Gene Ontology annotation, molecular function: protein binding; transcription corepressor activity. Gene Ontology annotation, cellular component: transcription regulator complex; nucleus. NCBI's taxonomy places the organism in Eukaryota, Metazoa, Chordata, Mammalia, Artiodactyla, Hippopotamidae. The coding region runs from base 1 to 1116 and encodes 371 amino acids.